Messenger RNA from Miscanthus lutarioriparius, 699 nucleotides. The record is from the annotation of a GenBank genome assembly. NCBI's taxonomy places the organism in Eukaryota, Viridiplantae, Streptophyta, Magnoliopsida, Poales, Poaceae.
AUGGCGACUAGGGUUUGGCUCACCGCCCUCCUCCUCGCCUUCCUCCUCGCCGCCUCCCCCUUCACCGCCCGAGUUGCUAGAGCUGAAUCGGAGGAAGAUGCUGCUGCAGCUGAGGUUGUUGAAGGGGCUGAUCUAGGUAUUGUGGGUGAUGAUACACAGGUUUCCAGUGAUGGACCUUUAAGCCCUGCUCCUGGUGUAGAGACAGUAGUUGUCUUCCCCAAAAAUGCUGGCAAAAUUGUACUAGCAGGUGAAGAAACUGAAUUACUAGUUGGUCUGCAAAAUGACGGUGAAUCAACUUUGAAUGUUGUUGCUGUUCAUUCAACUCUCCAUCUUCCUUUUGACCAUCGUAUGUAUGGCCAGAACCUUACUGUUCAGCCUGGAGCCUAUGAUCUGGUUGGUUACAUAGUGUAUGAGAUCGACCAGCACCCUUACCAGAAUGUAUUCUACAAUGGCACUGUCGAGGUCGUUGAGGCUGGAGGCUUACUCAGUGUUGAGUCUGUGUUCCUCAUCACCCUUGGAAUUGCACUUCUUGGUCUCUUUGGAUUGUGGGCAUAUGGCCAGGUUCAGCAGCUCUCGAAGAAAACAAAGAAGGCACCCAAGGUGGAGCUCGGAACCGGAACAACUGAUGCCAACAUGGAUGAGUGGCUGGAGGGCACUUCGUUUGCGCAGAGAAGCAAAUCCAAGAAGAAGCAGACCUGA